Cladophialophora carrionii CBS 160.54 is the source of this 1335-nucleotide messenger RNA. RefSeq lists its product as uncharacterized. The transcript has 2 exons. The record is from RefSeq and is a predicted model, not a curated record. Gene Ontology annotation, cellular component: U2-type post-mRNA release spliceosomal complex. Lineage: Eukaryota; Fungi; Ascomycota; Eurotiomycetes; Chaetothyriales; Herpotrichiellaceae. Bases 1 to 1335 code for a protein of 444 amino acids. Gene Ontology annotation, biological process: spliceosomal complex disassembly.
AUGGCGUCGCUCUUCUCAUCCCGGCGGAAACCUAAACGCAUUGCGCGGGACGAGCCUGAAGAACAGGCGGACGACGGUGAAGAAGACACGGGCCCCGUAGUCCGCCGACCGAACACGAACGCCCCGCGCACCAAGUCAAAGCUACGAGUCUCCUUCAACCCGACCGAAGACGAUGGCUCCGGCACAGGAAGAGAAACAGGGACGGGCGCCUCAACACCCUCUGAGACGGCCUUACCACGAACAACAAAGCCCUCAAGGAUAGACCUCGCACAAGACAUCAUCUCGCGUCGAGAGCGAGAUCAAGAAUCCCACGACCAAUCCCGCACCCUCUACAAUAAAGCCUACCUAGACGAACUCCGAAACUCGACCCCGUCCACUCCACGCGACAUCUCCUCCCCUCAAGCCACCCCUUCGACAGAUCUCAUCCAACCGUCGUCCCACCUCGAACUAGAUCUCGAAUCCAAAUUCGGCAAGGCCGUCCUGUCAAUCACAUCCUCCCACAUCCCCUCCGCCGCAGAGAUCAAGGAGAAGAAGGACCGCCGCGCCCGCGCCGCCAAGGAACAAGCCGCGAAUGCCUAUUCCGGCCAAACGCACGGUGGUGGAAGUGCCGGCGACGACUUCAUCUCGCUAGAAGACUACGACUCGGACGGCGAAUUCCGCCCCCGCCGCAUGCAAGUCGGCCCGUCGAUCUCGCAGGCCCGCGAAAAGGACACGCGGCUCGUCCAUGAAGACGAAGACAUCGCCGAAGGCUUCGACGAGUAUGUCGAAGAUCCCGGGCGCGUGACGCUCUCCAAGCGCGGGCUGAAGGAGCAGUCGCGCCAAGAACGCGAAGCCAUCCGCAACAUGAUCGACCAGGCCGAGGGCUCCGCGUCAGAGGCAUCAGACAACAACACCGACGCGUCGGACUCGGACUACGAACGACGCAAGGAGUACGAGCUGGCGCAGACGCAUCACGGCAUGGACGGACUCCGCUGGCACUCGUCGCGGACCGCGCAGCUCUCGCGCCCUCAGCAACCGAGAGAGACCACGCCGAUCCCCAAAUUAAGCGUCGGAUUAGCGCGGCUAAAGGACAUGCUUUCCGCGCUCGAGUUUGAAAAGGCCAGGAUUGUCAAGAGGAAAGCGGACAUUGAGAGGGAGAGGGCCGACAUCAAGGCGAGUCAGGAACAUAUCCAGAGGAGUUUGGAGGAGGCAGGCCAGGAACUUGAGAGGGUGAAGAGGGAGCAUGCUGACCAGGUGAAUGGGACCAAUGGCGAAGUGAAUGGCCGUGGGCUGGACGCAAAUGCUGCCGGCACUGAAAGGGAGAGGGGGUUGGAGUCCUUCGGCGAUAAUGCUUGA